AGUCCAUUUUCUGGAAAAUAUGUUCUUGCUUGUUGAAACUCAUUAAAUUGCUCAAUCAAACUGUACAGAAUCUUUGUCGUCGAUUGAGAAAUUUCAACUUUCUCACUCUAUUCAAAAACAACUUGAAACACGAUGAAGACCUUCAUUCUCCUUGCUUCUUGCCUUUUCGUGCUGGGAUCUGUCAGUGGAGGUUUCUCAGGCAAGUCGCUGGUCUUCCAGACUCAAACCGACAAUUCUUACGUGAAGCUGCUUCCCGCCGAAUUUCCCCAGCUCUCUGCAUUCACCCUCUGCCUGAGGGCCGCCUCAGAGGCGAAGCGAGGUUACAGCUUGUUCUCCUAUGCCACAGCGACUAAGGACAACGAGUUACUGCUCUGGCACAACGAGAACACAAAGCUCUCCCUCCGCCUUGACACUGACUUGCUCGAUUUUGACCUCCCAGAGCUGGACGCCCAACUGAGACACAUCUGCGUGACCUGGGACUCCCUGACUGGACUCAUCACCUUCUGGAUCAAUGGAGUCCGGAGCCUUCGCAAAGUUGGCCAUCAGGGUGGCAUGGUGGGUGGAGGGGGCAUUGUUAUCCUGGGGCAGGAGCAGGACCAGGAAGGGGGUGGGUUUGACAGACAGCAGAGUUUUGUAGGAGAGUUGACAGAUGUUAACCUGUGGGACCAUGUCCUGUCCCCAACAGACAUCAAGGUGUUAAAUCGAGGAUGCCACCGCGCAGGGGGUAACAUCAUCAAUUGGGCCACAGUGGAAUACGAGAGCAGGGGAAUAAUCAACAUCCAGGGCAAUAAAGACUGCAAGCACCAAGCUGCCUGUGAUGAGUUGACAAUGACAGGAAAAUGCAUUCACACAGAAUCUAACUCUCACACAUUUUCAUGUGCACACAUAAUGUCAGACUCAGCCACACCCCCGUAUAUGCAUACACACAAACACACCCAUACACACACCAUAUACAAAUCACAUGAGAACCAAUGUGCACUUCACAAACAAAAUUAGGACUUGAAAGAGUACCUGCUUUCAAGUUGGCUGGGCACUGGAUUGUGAAUGAUCCUUUGUCGGAUGUUUAAUACCUGGUCUUGAAAUCUAUUUGAUAAGAUUAGGGAAGAUUUGCAUAAUAUCACCCAAAUGCACAAAGUUUAAAAUGUAGCGCUUGCUAUCUGAUCAAAAUAAUAAAAUAGCAUCCAGAAAUUCGAA
Molecule: messenger RNA, 1194 nt
Organism: Chiloscyllium plagiosum (whitespotted bambooshark)
Lineage: Eukaryota; Metazoa; Chordata; Chondrichthyes; Orectolobiformes; Hemiscylliidae
Product: C-reactive protein-like
Source: RefSeq, a predicted model, not a curated record